GACAUAUAACUCUACUAUAGUUGUGCUUUUUAUCGCCGAUGCCGACUGUUUCAAUUGUUCCGUACCGUUCGUGCGAGUGAGUCGCGUUUUGUGUUCACUCCACUCCACUGCUGGAUUCAAGAAAAUUAGAAGGAAAAAAAACUCUAGUGGUGGACUCAACAAGUGUGCAAGCUCUGUGUGUGAUCUGGUGUUGGCUGAAACUCUGAUUCUGGUUGAAAGUACGGGCGAUCUCAAGAUAUUUAGAGCGAAGAAGAACACCUCAAACCUGAGCCAAAUGAACAGCAAAGCUAGUGCAGUCGCAAGUGAUAUACUCUGAUUUGGCAAUCGAUUAGUGUGUGAUAAGGUGUGUGCGAUCGUUGAUCGGGACUUAAGAAGUUCGAAGGGAAGAAUCCAAGAUUUGUGUGCGAUCGUUGUUGAUCGGUGGUAGUCCAGGGAGAAAAUGUUCCUCGAUACGUACCUGUUGGGCGUAGUGCGGCAGGAGUUUUUCGAUGCGUCCAAGGCGCGAAGUACUCUGCUGGUGUUCUGCUGUACGCUGGCCUGCGUAGUGUUUCUGCAGUGGCUCUUUCGGUUGAUGUGCCAGAUCAAGAAGCUUCCUCCGGGACCGUGGGGGGUGCCCAUUUUUGGGUAUCUGACUUUUAUCGGACACGAGAAGCACACCCAGUAUAUGAAGCUGGCCCGGAAGUACGGGUCGCUGUUUAGCGCUAAGCUCGGUGCCCAGCUAACGGUGGUGAUCAGCGACUACAAGAUCAUCCGGGAGGCGUUCAAAACGGAGGACUUUACCGGGCGGCCGCAUUCUCCGCUGCUCAAAACGCUCGGCGGUUUCGGAAUCAUCAACAGUGAAGGUCAGCUGUGGAAAGAUCAACGGCGGUUUCUGCACGAGAAGCUCCGUCACUUCGGCAUGACGGUGCUCGGCAACAAGAAACACCUGAUGGAGAGCAGAAUCAUGACAGAGGUCGCAGAACUGCUGGCAUCGCUGAACGAGGUCACCGACCAGCCGACCGACCUGAGCAAGUACCUCUCCGUCUCGGUGAGCAACGUGAUCUGCAACAUUAUCAUGUCGGUGCGGUUCUCGCUGGAGGAUCCCAAGUUCAAGCGCUUCAACUGGCUGAUCGAGGAAGGCAUGCGGCUGUUCGGCGAAAUCCACACCAUCGACUACAUCCCGCAGAUCCAGUACCUGCCGGGCAACAUCAACGCCAAGAACAAGAUCGCCAAGAACCGACAGGAAAUGUUCGACUUCUACCGGGAGGUGAUCGACGAGCACAAGCGAUCGUUCGACGCCGGCAACAUCCGGGACAUCGUCGAUGCCUACUUGGAUGAAAUCCAGAAAGCAAAAGCCGAAGGCCGCGACCAGGAACUCUUCGACGGAAAAGAUCACGAGAUCCAGAUGAUGCAGGUGAUUGCGGAUCUCUUCUCCGCCGGGAUGGAAACCAUCAAGACGACGCUGCUGUGGCUGAACGUGUUCAUGCUGCGUCACCCGGAUGCCAUGAAACGGGUACAGGACGAGCUCGAUCAGGUUGUGGGCCGCAAUCGGUUGCCGAAAAUCGAAGAUGUACCGUACCUGCCCAUAACGGAGACCACCAUACUGGAGGUGAUGCGUAUCUCCAGCAUCGUCCCGCUAGCCACCACGCAUUCCCCUAAAAGUGAUGUCGUUAUCAACGGUUACACAAUCCCUGCUGGUUCGUACGUAGUGCCACUGAUCAACAGCGUUCAUAUGGACCCAACGCUGUGGGACAAGCCUGAGGAGUUCAACCCGAGCCGUUUCCUGGACGCCGAAGGCAAAGUUCACAAGCCAGACUACUUCAUUCCGUUCGGAGUAGGCCGUCGCCGUUGCCUGGGUGACGUUCUAGCUAGAAUGGAGCUGUUCCUGUUCUUCGCUUCCAUUAUGCACACAUUCGCCAUUGAACUACCCGAAGGUGAACCGAUGCCAGGUUUGAAGGGCAUUAUCGGAGUCACAAUCAGCCCGCAAGCAUUCCGCGUCAAGUUGGUCCCGCGACCGCUGAACACAGAUCUUGACCGGCUGCGAAAUGUCGGCAGCUGCUGAACUCCUCACCUGGUGAGACCCCAACAGAGCACGGUAUGUUCCUACGUUACAAGCAAAAACACACACACA
Messenger RNA from Aedes albopictus (Asian tiger mosquito), 2110 nucleotides. It is a transcript of the gene Cyp18a1, whose product is annotated as cytochrome P450 18a1. Lineage: Eukaryota; Metazoa; Arthropoda; Insecta; Diptera; Culicidae. Gene Ontology annotation, cellular component: cytoplasm; intracellular membrane-bounded organelle. Bases 440 to 2041 code for a protein of 533 amino acids. Gene Ontology annotation, molecular function: oxidoreductase activity, acting on paired donors, with incorporation or reduction of molecular oxygen, reduced flavin or flavoprotein as one donor, and incorporation of one atom of oxygen; iron ion binding; heme binding. The record is from RefSeq and is a predicted model, not a curated record. The transcript is spliced from 5 exons. Gene Ontology annotation, biological process: xenobiotic metabolic process.